AUGUCGGGUUGGAGUAAUUUCGAUGGUAAAUAUAUUGGAAAUUUCCAACAAUACCAACAGUUUGAUAGUCAAAGAGCAUCGUCGACUACUUCUGAUACACCCACAACAUUGGGUGAGAUAAAAAAUGAAAAAUUACAAAAAUGUCUUUCCCGUUGCGAAAAUAUGGUAUUAACAAAAGAGGAUGUUGAUGUAACCCAUGGCUUGUGGAGUCAAAUAUUACCGUUGCUGGGUACUCCACCAACAGCAGCAGCUGAUCCUGUCGAACUCGAUGCAUAUCUCAGCAUGUUUCUAACUGGUGAAGGUCAUAUCAUUAAAAAUAAAUUAAAUCUACGUUUUGAAAGAACCAAUAGCUUUGAAAUCAACUUUGGUCCAAUAAUACAAAAAAUAGGACUGCUAUGGUGCAUAUCUAAUGUAAAUACUGCACUAGUCCCGACCUUUUUUUGCAUCGCGAUAUCGUCUCAGUAUAUUUUAAAUUGCGCCGCAAAAUGUUCAACCCAAACCCGACCCGAGCCGACAACAUCUUAA
Messenger RNA from Didymodactylos carnosus, 525 nucleotides. The record is from the annotation of a GenBank genome assembly. Lineage: Eukaryota; Metazoa; Rotifera; Eurotatoria; Philodinida; Philodinidae.